Eurytemora carolleeae is the source of this 1480-nucleotide messenger RNA. RefSeq names its product ribulose-phosphate 3-epimerase (gene Rpe). Bases 397 to 1071 code for a protein of 224 amino acids. The transcript has 8 exons. Gene Ontology annotation, biological process: carbohydrate metabolic process; pentose-phosphate shunt, non-oxidative branch; pentose-phosphate shunt. Lineage: Eukaryota; Metazoa; Arthropoda; Copepoda; Calanoida; Temoridae. Gene Ontology annotation, cellular component: cytosol. The record is from RefSeq and is a predicted model, not a curated record. Gene Ontology annotation, molecular function: metal ion binding; D-ribulose-phosphate 3-epimerase activity.
UGUGACGUUUUUGAAAUUAUGAGUUUUGAAUCACGUGACUCAAAUCUUAAUACUUACAAGUUGCAUAUUAAUACAUCACACACAUCCUUCACAAAAACAUAUGUAACUGUUUAACAGCAAAUAGUAAGGUUAUUAGAAGAAUUUAAGCACCAAGACAAUGUUUGUGAUAAAUGUGAAUGUUGAGAGAUAGAUCAUUAAUUUUUCAAAAAUAUUAGAAACAUUGUUACUUGUUUCACAUUCCAAUUUAUUAUUGAACAUGUUAGAAUUAAAAAAAAAAUUUGUUUGUUUUGUUGAUAGUAACGAUAACAUUCUUAUCUAUAUCCUUUUCUGAUCCCUCUAUAAUGAAAAUCAUAACCCCGGAGAAAAAACGUCCAUCGUAAAACUUUUUUAGAUAAAAUGUCUUGUGCUCUCCAAUGCAAAAUAGGACCUUCUAUAUUGAAUUCUGAUUUGUCUGAUCUGUUUGGUGAGUCUCGACGCCUGCUUGAUGCAGGAGCUGAUUAUUUACAUCUUGAUGUGAUGGAUGGCCAUUUUGUUCCCAACUUGACGUUUGGACACCCUGUCGUAAAGUGCCUUCGUCCCAAGCUUCCAAAUGUCUUUUUUGACAUGCAUAUGAUGGUGGCCAAACCGGAGCAGUGGGUUAGUCCGAUGAGUGACGCUGGUGCAGAUCAGUUCACAUUUCAUAUUGAAACCACACAAGAACCAGCAUCCCUUUGUAGAAAGAUCCGUGAGAGUGGAAUGAAGGUAGGUGUUGGCAUAAAGCCUGGAACCCCAGUCUCCAGUGUGAUGGAGUGGGUCGACCAAGACAUGGUGGAUAUGGUCCUGAUUAUGACAGUGGAACCGGGAUUCGGAGGCCAGAGCUUUAUGGAGAAUAUGAUGGGAAAGGUCAGUGAACUAAGAUCUAAGUAUCCUAGCCUGGAUAUUGAAGUAGAUGGAGGGGUUGGACCAGCAACAAUUCAUCAUUGUGCACAGGCCGGAGCUAACAUGAUUGUGUCCGGGACUGCUGUUGUAAACGCUCAAGACCCAGCAGCUGUCAUCAAACAGCUCAGAGAUGCUGUCAAUAAGCAGCUUUAACUCUCACAACAUCUGUCAAGAGGGUUAACAAGCGGUCACAAAAAUUUAAGCGCUAAAAUUUGGGAUUUCAUACAUUCCAACCUACAUUGAAUACAUAGCAUUUACAAAGUAUUCGACAAAUCUGUGAUUAUAGAUUUUUCGCAAUGAUUUCUAUUAUAUUUUUAGAGUUUUCUAAAAUAAAAAACUUUACAGUACAUGCUGCACACUCUAAAAAGGAGUCACAAUAAUUUCCGCAGCUCAUUUCGAACUAGAUUACAAUUGCUUUUAUUUGAUAGAUCUGUGAUUUUAGAUUUUGCACACAAAUAAUAUAUGCAAACUGCACAGUGCCCUGCACAAUAGCACUCAAGGGAAAGCCUUGUGACUGAAAUUGUCAACAAAAAAAAACACAAGUAUAUAUUUUCAGAAAAAA